AUGUAUCUUACUUCAUCAAGAUCAGAUAUUAUGUUUGCUGUUUGCUUAUGUGCUCAAUUUCAAUCCUGUCCGAAAGAGUCACACUUGAAAGGAGUAAAAAGGAUUCUUCGAUACCUCAAAGGACAACCAUCACUUGGAUUAUGGUACCCAAGAGGAGGAGAGUUUGAUCUGUAUGCAUAUACAGACUCUGAUUAUGGUGGACGUAACUUUGAUAGAAAAUCUACUUCGGGAGGAUGUCAAUUUUUAGGAGACAGACUAGUGUCAUGGCAGUGCAAAAAGCAAAUAUCUGUUGCCAAUUCUACAUGUGAAGCAGAGUACAUGGCCGUUGGAAGCUGCUGCUCACAAGUACUUUGGAUUCAACAACAAAUGCGUGACUAUGGUUUGAAUUUCUCUAACACUCCUAUUAAAAUUGAUAAUAAAUCUGCUAUUUCCAUUACCAAUAAUCCUGUUAAGCACAGUAACACGAAGCAUAUUGAUAUUAGAUAUCAUUUUAUUCAUGAUUGUGCUGAAAAGAAGCUAAUUCAUCUUGAAAAAGUGUUGUCUGAUGAUAACUUAACUUAUUUUUACACUAAAGCCUUUGAUCGAUCACGUUUUGAGUUUCUUGUCCAGUUGACUGGAAUGAGAAACCCUUACUUUUUGUCCCUCAAGAACCAUCAGUUAUUUAGAAAAUGCAACACAAAAAUAGAAUAA
Erigeron canadensis is the source of this 690-nucleotide messenger RNA. RefSeq names its product secreted RxLR effector protein 161-like. NCBI's taxonomy places the organism in Eukaryota, Viridiplantae, Streptophyta, Magnoliopsida, Asterales, Asteraceae. The coding region runs from base 1 to 690 and encodes 229 amino acids. The record is from RefSeq and is a predicted model, not a curated record. The transcript has a single exon.